This is a messenger RNA of Salvia splendens (bonfire salvia), 1467 nucleotides long. RefSeq lists its product as uncharacterized. The record is from RefSeq and is a predicted model, not a curated record. The coding region runs from base 479 to 1168 and encodes 229 amino acids. Lineage: Eukaryota; Viridiplantae; Streptophyta; Magnoliopsida; Lamiales; Lamiaceae. The transcript is spliced from 2 exons.
CGUCUCUUCUAAAUCCCAAUGCUAUACAUGAACCAAUUUUUUGUAUAUUACUGAGGAAAAAAACAUAAACAAAAACCCUUGACCGAUCCAACUUAUUUUGCCUAUAGCAAAACAAAUUUGUUUCCAGGAACUCUUGCCAUAAACUCCACCAUCAACAAAUGGAUUGGUCUCCGAAACACGCUACAAAUGCAUAUUUUGAUGCCCUCAAAUUGGUAUAUAUAUAUAGGUGUUUAUAUCUUUUUUUUUCAAUCUCAAAUUCUUUUUUAUCAAUUUUUUCAAUGCAGGUCCAAUCUAUUGGACUCGAUUUUGAAUUUAAAUCCCCAUCAAAGAAAUCAUGUCAUGUGAAUUACAAUCAAUCUUGGAUGUUUAUUAAUUUAUUAUAUCCUUUUCCUUAUAAUUAUGGAUUUGUCUACUUAGCAUUCCUUUGCUGGAAAUGAUGUUUGUAUAAUUGUAGGUGCAAUAAGAAAUUCGAAGAAUCAUGAAUUAUGGUGUAUGUGGCACAGCCAAGAAGCCUAGCAGCUUGCGUGCGCAGAAGCCCGAGAGCAACGAGUUCAUCUCUGCAUUAGCAGCCGGGAUGAGUGCUAAACUAAUCGUGCAGGUGACAUCUGAGGUGUCCCCAUUCACGGUCGCCUUAGCAGCAGCUGCCCGGCAGACAGGGGGGAAGCUCGUCUGCAUCCUCCCCGAAUCCGAGCUGAUCAAGUCCCGGGAGACCAUCGAGGAAUUAGGCCUCAGUGACAUGGUGGAGUUCAAAACAGGGGACCCUGCUCAGGUGCUGCUCAACUAUGAGAGCGUCGACUUCUCUCUCGUGGACAGCAAGGCCAAUGACUAUGACCGGCUGCAGGAGUCGUUGGAUGUGAACCUGAAAAGAUCGGUAGUGGUGACUAGUAACCUGUUGGAUGGGGGGAAGGGGCUGGGAGGGUGCUUGAAACGGGUUGAGAGGGUCCGGUCCAUGACGCAUCCUAUUGGGAGGGGGAUGGAGGUUACGAUGAUUGGGAAGGGCAGCGGGUUUGGGAGGAGCAAGUCGGGGAGUUAUAGCGUUGGAAGGGAGGGGGGUGAGGUGAAGAUGGAUAAGAGCAAGUGGAUCUUCAAAGUGGAUCAAGUUAGUGGUGAGGAGCAUAUCUAUAGGAUGCCUAGAUCGAGGCCCGGGGCUGCACCGCAGUUGAGUUAGUUUUGAAGAAUCUUGGUUGCUUUUGUAGUGUGUUUCUUUGGGUUUGUGGAAAAGGUGAAUGUGGAGAUGAACUUGAGGGUUUUUGUGUUUUCUAGCUCUUGUAAACUAUGCUUGUGUUUUUUCUUUUGUAUAGUAAGUAUAGAAUGUUUUACCUCUCAUCUUGAAGAGAGUGAGUGGUAUGGUGUGAUUGAAACAUGAUAUGGAAAUGGCAGAGGCUAAUUAGAUGGAUUUGUACAAGUUAGCCAAGUGAUCAGUUUCAUAAUAAUGACAGUGAACCAGAGACUCUUAGUUUCACCUAA